AUGACUGGGUGCAAUUACUCUACUGUGACUGAGUUUGUCCUAGAAGGACUAACACACCAGCCAGAACUCCAGCUGCCCCUCUUCUUCCUGUUUCUAGGGAUGUAUGGGGUGACUGUAGUGGGGAACCUGGGGAUGAUCCUCCUAAUCACUUUCAACGCCAAGCUCCAGUCUCCCAUGUACUUCUUUCUGGGUAAUUUGUCAUUCAUCGAUCUCUUUUACUCGACAGUUGUUACCCCCAAACUCCUGGGAAACUUUGUAUUGGAGCAGAAUGUUAUUUCCUACCCUGGGUGUAUGACACAGCUUUUCUUCUUUUGUGUUUUUGCUAUUGGAGAGUGUUUUAUGUUGACUGCAAUGGCCUAUGACAGAUAUGUAGCUAUCUGCAAUCCACUGCUCUACAGUGUCACCAUGUCCCAAAAAGUUUGCAGUGCAUUGGUGGCUGGGGUCUACACCAUAGGUACAAUUGGAGCUUUAUCCCACACAAUCUCUAUGACCAGGAUUUCCUUCUGUGGGGACAAUGUGAUCCACCAUUACUUCUGCGACAUAAUUCCUCUUCUCAAACUCUCCUGUUGUAGCACUUAUAUAAAUGAGCUUCUAGUGAUAUUUGUGGGUGGAUUUAAUGUGCUGUCAACAACUGGGACCAUCAUCAUCUCCUAUGCCUUCAUUAUUGCCAACAUUCUUCGAAUCCCCUCAGCUGCAGGCAGGUCCAAAGCCUUCGGCACCUGUGGCUCCCAUCUGACAGCUGUUGGGAUCUUUUAUGGCUCCAUCGUGUUUAUGUAUUUUAAGCCCUCCUCCAGCAGCAACAUGGCACAGGAGAAGGUGGCCUCUGUGUUCUACACCACCGUGGUCCCCAUGCUGAACCCCUUGAUCUAUAGCUUGAGAAAUAAGGAUGUAAAAAAUGUGCUGAGAAAAGUCAUUGCAAAGAGGUAUGGGUCACCUGAGGGUAGGGGUCAGAACCACUGA
Molecule: messenger RNA, 960 nt
Organism: Condylura cristata (star-nosed mole)
Lineage: Eukaryota; Metazoa; Chordata; Mammalia; Eulipotyphla; Talpidae
Product: olfactory receptor 151-like
Exons: 1
Coding region: 1-960 (319 amino acids)
Biological process (GO): sensory perception of smell; G protein-coupled receptor signaling pathway
Cellular component (GO): membrane
Molecular function (GO): odorant binding; G protein-coupled receptor activity; olfactory receptor activity
Source: RefSeq, a predicted model, not a curated record